Echinostoma caproni is the source of this 513-nucleotide messenger RNA. NCBI's taxonomy places the organism in Eukaryota, Metazoa, Platyhelminthes, Trematoda, Plagiorchiida, Echinostomatidae. The record is from the annotation of a GenBank genome assembly.
AUGACCUCAGAACCGCCCCGACCCGAGGGCAAAUGUGAUGUUUCGUUCACCUAUUAUCCCGUGUUCAAUACCACUCUCAUCCUUGGUUACUUUUGGACAACAUUGGUUGUGAUGUGCAGUCUGUAUGUCGGGAUCUAUCGGGUGGCUCAACGUCUUCAACGUAAAACGCAAUCCGCCGGUGUGCGACUGGCUGCGCUUUUCACAAUGGCGGACCCGGAACUGGAAGACGAAGAAGAAGACGAGGAGGAGGAAGAGGAAGACGAUGAGGCAGAGAGGCGUCGGUGUGAGAUGAAUGCAACGCGUGAGAAAAUGUCGCACAACACCUUGAAAUUACCCAGUGUACCAGCUCAAGUGUCUUUCGUGGGUAAUGACAGUGGAUUCAAGGAGUUGCUCACAGGGGUGGAUGAUCCGAUAUCCGGUGCGGAAUCCAGUGUAAUAAUAACCCAACUACGAGUCAACGGGCCCUUGUUGGACGAUGUUGGUUGGUCGGAUGGAGAAACACAAGUGAUGUAA